Messenger RNA from Priapulus caudatus, 861 nucleotides. Its product is annotated as proline-rich protein HaeIII subfamily 1-like. Bases 14 to 523 code for a protein of 169 amino acids. Lineage: Eukaryota; Metazoa; Priapulida; Priapulimorpha; Priapulimorphida; Priapulidae. The transcript is spliced from 2 exons. The record is from RefSeq and is a predicted model, not a curated record.
UUACGCGCCACAGAUGGGCUACAUGCCGCAGGGGGGCUUUCAGCCGCCUGCGGGCCCACCCACGUCUGGCUACCAACCGCCCCCGGGACAAGGCUACCCCAUGCCAGUUCAGGGAGUACCACCACCGACACACACGGGUGGCCAGGGACCACCGCCUGGUUCUAUGCCUCAGGGGCAGCCACCGGCCACUACUGGCGUGGAGUACUCGCCCUACAUUAUGCAAGGUAUGGUGACGUCUAUGCCAGGCAUGCAUCCACAACAAGGAAUCCCUCCCACGACACAGUUUGCACCGCAUCCCGGAGUGAUGGCCCCACCGCAAGGAGGCCAAAUAGGGAUGUACCCCCCUGCGUCAGCAGUGCAGCAGGGCCAGUCUGGAGCACCACUACCGCAGGGGAUGUACGGACAAGGGCCUACAUCUGGGAACCAAGCAAUGCACCCACCACCCCAGCAGCAACAGCAGCAACAGCAACAGCAGCAGCAGCAGCAACAGCUCCUCGAUUCUCAACUCAUAUCUUUCGACUAACAGUACUCGGUGUUCCCCGUGGGGUUUCUUUUAAGAGUAGGUUUUCUUUUAGGAAUGCAAAUGGUAUUCUGAUUCAUUGAAGCUGCACCAAUGCUAAUUCGAAGUCAGAGCUAUUACUUAUCAAGUACUUAUCUAACCAGCUUGGUCAUUAGUUUUGUUUAGUUCGAGCCCCCGAACAAAGAUAAAACAUGAAAAACAUGACUAUUCGUGAAAAAGUCACCGUGCAAAUUGUAAAGAUCCAUUUUACACAGCUAGUCUUACUUUGAGUGGUCGGAAGUUCUUAAAUUGACUACAGUAAAAACCCGCGUAUAAGAACAUAGAUUUUUCCAAGUUAGCCU